AUGGGGUCAGGUGCUCCAAGGCCGGACGAAGCCGAAGCUGGGCAACAUGGGCAACAGCGAAACGAAGAAAGCUCUGCUUGGUGCAAUGACAAGUGUCGGCUGGAAGUGACCGCAGAGGGCGGUCAGCUGGGUGGCGAGAACAUCAAAGACCCCAGCGAGGCCCUCCUGGACAUCGAGGUUCCAACGGCCAGUGUCUAUGCAGCCAAUGGCGAUCGACCGGGGUCUGUUCAACAUGGUUUGGAAGGUGGCAAGGAGGCUUCUGGGCAGCCUAGCGGCUUGGCAGGUCAUAGACUCGAACGUGUACGAUGUCACAGAGUUUCGGACCAUGCACCCUGGUGGUGCGCAGAUUUUGUUGCAGCAUGGUGGAUCAGAUGCGACAGUUCCAGCUCAAGCUGCACAUGGGUCGAGCAAGAAGGCAAGAAGCUUGAUGUCGAGAUACUGCAUUGGAAGGCUAGCGGAUGGCAGGGUGAAAUUGCUUCUGGCAGCAAGGCUCUCACUCUUGAAGAAGUUGGCAACAGUGCUGUUGCCACAGCUACUGCAGUUCAGGCUCCGGGCAAGGUCGUUGCUUUGGAGGACUUGUUUCAAGGUGAAGAGGAAACGCGCCCAUCCAGCAAGGUGGUAGCUUUGGAAGACCUGGGAAGUAGACACGAGGCUUCACAGCCUCGGAAGGUCGUUGCGUUAGAAGACUUGGGCCAGCGCGAGAUGCCCCCACAAACCAAGCCAGCGAGCAAGGUGGUCGCCUUGGAGGACAUUGGCAGUGAUUCGCCCCCCCGCAGAGCGCGGAAGGUUGUUGCCCUAGAAGAUCUCGCAGACGGUCAGGCAGUGGUCCGACCCAGCAAGGUGCCGACGUUCAAGGAGCCAGAACCGAGCGGGAGCCAAGAAGCCUCUGACGAAAGUGGAGAAUCUGGAGAGCUAGUUUCUGCAGCAGAUCUGGAGGAGGAGGCCAACAAUGCUGCUCGCAUCAAGCUGCUGUUGGACAGCUGGGCCCUUGCUAACAAAGUUGAGGACGAGGCUGACACACAAGCAAAGGCCGACUCGCCAGAAGAUGAGGACUCCCUGGAGAUCGCCGACGAGACGCAAAAUCAGGCUCCAAAGAAGAGCAGAUGGGCAAAAAUGAAAGACUGGGGAAUGCAACGCAGCAUGGAAUUCAAAGGACGCAGAAGUGGAGAGCAAGCUUCGCAUUCCAUGGAAGAUGCGGAUCAGGACAAAGAGGAAACGGUGCAGAAUCUGCUGGGCAGCAACGUUCCUGCAACAUACGGUGAGAUGUUCGAAUUCAAUGCCACUGUUAUGGGUUUCGGGAAGCACAGAUGGCUGCGAGAGGUCAAUCGAUCUUUUCAUGAUAUCGUCAAGAACGCUGGCAACUCCUCUCGCCUGCAGGAAGAAUGCGAGGUACUGGCUUUACGCAUCUGUAAGACAGUGGACGGAGACGUGAAUCUCUCCAUGUACCGGUCGGCAAUGCUGGCAGCACUUCGGUCCAUGCUUCCAAAGACCUGGGAUCCCAAUCAUGAGACGGUUUGGAACUGGCUGUGGGAGAGCGUUGAAAGCAACCUUCGCCAAAUUCUGUACAAACCACGUGCAUGGGAGCCUGCACUCCUUCGACUGAUGUCACUGUGGUCAGAGGAAGAGAAGGUCGCGCUGCGCAACGAAGUUUACGUGCGCUUCUUCCAGGUGGCCCCACAGGGUCAGGAGUUCUUCAAGCAGUCGGACACGAGGCUGCACUUCAUCGCGACACGGGCAAUGGACAUGACGUCUGAGCUGCUGGCCGAUCCUUGGGAGAUGACCGAGCAGAUCUCUGCCCUCGGUUUGCGCCAUGUGGGUUACGGCAUUCCGACACAUCUCAUCGGUCCUUUCGCAAACGCUUUCGUGGAGGUUCUGUGCGAAGCAGCACCCGAAGAACAUGAAGCAAUGGAAGCGUUCAGGUGGUCGGUCGUGCUGGUGGCAAAGAUUCUGGUCCGAGUUAUCGAAGAGGGUGCCACCAUUGUGAUGAAAGCAAUUAAUGCAAACUCGGCCCUGCAGCUCAGAAAGGCCGUGGCGCUAGCUCCUCGUGGAGAGCGUGCUCAGUGGUUGCUGCGAAUCCAAGUCGGCACACAGCAGAUCUCCCCACUGUCUUGGGCCAUCGAGAGUGGCAGUCUUGAGGCGGCGCGUGCAAUGAUCCAGGACCUGCUGAUGAUAAGAGCUGACCGAGAGAGGUAUUACUUCGGAGUUGAUGCUCUUUUCCAAGCUCAUCCAGACAUAGUGGAGCGGCUCUGUGCAGACGCCCUUCAGCUGUUGCCCGCACUCCUUGAUGGACUGGUUUGGCGCUCCAAGCGCGCAAUCAACGGUGCCAGGCGAGUGAACUUCUACGUGAAGCACCUUGUCGUGAACAAGGAUGGUGCAUUUUCGGCUGCACUCAAGGCCAUCGCGGAUGCAAAGGAUGUCAAGAUCAUUUCUCACCAGGUGGUGGUGCAGAUUUCUGACACCUUGUGGUCGGGCGUCGUCCGGCGACAGUUCACAUUCUCCAAGAUAAGCUUUCUGUUCAGCCUUGUCGUCUUCAUGCUUAGCCAGGCGAUUCUGCCAAAAACUGAAACAGCAGAGGAGUUCAACAUGCGGAUCGCAAUUUUCAGCGGUCGCUUGAUAAACUAUGCCUUCAGUAUGGCACGACUUCUGGUCUUCCACCUGCGCCGGAUUGUCAAAGCAUUCCGCACGGGAGCAACCAUGAAAGUUGGACGUGUGCCCAUCCCGGAAUAUCUGAAAGAUGAGGAUGCCAAAUUGGGCUUCAUUCUGCUUUGCAUGCUCGUCGCCAUGUGUGCAAGUGAGCCGAUGUUCUACUGUGCGUCAGACAUCAUGACGACAGGACCCAGUGAGACCUGUGAAGCAGCCAAUGCUGUCAUGCCCUUGUACAUACUCUUCUCCAUGGGUGCCAUGGUUUUGCACUGGCUGCUCGUGAUCAACCUGUCGGUCUUCGCGACAAAGCUGGCUGCAUUCGUUCUUGUGUGCCGCGAAGUGCUCUCCGAGGUGGGGAAGUUUUUGGUUGCCAUCAUUUUCAUCCUGAUCACCUUCAGCAGUGCAAUUGCAACCUUGAGGCAUGAGGUGGCGGAGUUCAGAACGCUUCCGAAAGCAGCGAACUGCUUGUUUGCCACGACAGUUGGCAUCUACGAGGGCGACUACAGGGAGAUGAUGCACCAACCGGCACUUCUAGCGCCCGUCUUGCUGUUCAUCACCGUGUCAGCAAUCCUGCUGAUCAAUCUUUUGAUCGCUCAGCUGAACUGUUCAUACGACUACGUGUAUGGUGAUAUGCUGGGCUUCGCCCGCUUGGCACGGGCGUCUUUGAUUGUGGAUUCAAUGGCAGCAUGUCCUCCUGCGAGAUUUUCCAGAUUUGUUGCGGGCUUACGCUUCGAUCAACUUCUGGAGUUUGAUGAGGGCGAUGUGAGGUGGGCUUGGGCGGAGGCUUCUUUCGUCGCUGAAUUUCUGACUUGCUUCGAUACCAUGAUUGAUUUGGACCAAGGCUCUCCUGACAUGCAGUGGCCAGAAGAGGAGUUGGAAACGGAUCGGUAUGCGAGAAUCGCCUGGCGUGAUCAUACCUAUGCCGCCCCUGCGAGCUAUGAUCUCACAGGCGACCAUCAUGAGUAUUGCUGGGCUCCAAUCAGAGAACACCUUUCAGUGCUUGCGAGUCAAUUUCAGCAGCUCAGGCCAGCCCAAAGUACACCCAAGAAUGCAGUUGUUUCCACAGUGGCCGAAGUCAUGGAGCUUUCCAGUGUUAAUGCCUUAGUGUCCGAGCAUGUCCGAGCUGAGUACGCUGCAUCGCUUGCAGCGUAUCAGUGGAUGUUGAAAGGUUACAGGCUGGAAAGCGUCUCGCAAGACUCCAGGGAUUGUCUGAAAGGGGGAAGUGCAAUUUUGCGGAAUGCGGCAGACGUGUUCGUAGAGCCUAUGGAGGCAGAUGCAAUGAGUCCGACAUUGUCUGGACACACCGGUUUCCGUCUCAGAAGGAGCGGCGAUGACCUUCAGAUCCGCUAUGAACGCACUUCAGUGCCUACAUCAGAUCUGGCUGUUCUAUGCAACGGCUCAGGUGAGGUCGGCCACGGGGAGGCUGAAGAGGAUGCUGCUAAGAUUUAUGCGGAGGGGACUAUUUUGGGGAGGCUGCUUUUUGACGCCCCGGGCUUGAAGUUGAUCGCUGCCGUGGGGGGGUGGGGUGGGGAGGGGCUUGUUGUGGCCAUGGGAUACGAUGAUGUUCUGCUCCGAGUGCCACUCGACUUGGAAGUGCCGAACGACGUGACCUUGCGAACCCUCCAGCACCUUCUCUCCAAGCAGCUGGAGGAGGCAGGAUUGCAAGCCCUUCGCCCUCCAUCUGCUUUGUUUCUCGCACUGAAUGGGCACCUCUGUGUCGACCCAAAAGCACAGCCCUUGCGGAAUUUGGUCCCUGGAUCUGUGGUCUCCCUCGUCGAGGACAUGGGAGAGGCGCAGGAGGUGGCCCGGCUGGGCUUGUGCCUGAAUGCCGUCCAGCUACUGCAGGUCCAAUACCCUACUUUUUCACCGCCCGGCCAACAAGGUCAUCAGAAGAAAAUGCCAGAGGAGGUCUUGCGAGAAAAGAGGCAGCGCCUCUAUAAGACGCAGCCGUGUGCGAAUUAUGCAGCGGGACAUUGCACUUUUGGCCACAAGUGCCACUUCGCACAUGGAGAACAUGAGCUGCGUCUUCCUGGCAAAGUUGAAGGCAGCCCUUCCACGUCGAUUUCCAGCUGGAACCUGGAAAGAAACGACGGAUCCUGGGAAGAGAGGAGCCAAUGGCCGGAGUCCUGGAAGUGGGGAGACGCUGCCACCAGCGGCUGGAGGCGGGGUGAGCAGGAGUGGCAGCAGGACUGGCAAGAUGGCGCAGAUUGGUCUUGGUCCGCUUCUGGCUGGGACGGCUGGUCGGAGGCGAGAGGAUGGAAGCGGGAAGGCUGGCAGUCGGACUGGCAAGAUGGUCAAGAUGGCCAGUGGGAGAGCGACGCCGGAGCGGGAAGCGAUGCUGGCACUGUCAGAAAUGUGGGGCAGGCAGCCGUGAACGCCAGCGCGACGACCGAAACCAAGAAUUUGGCCGAGGUGCGCCACUUGCGUUUCCCACACCAUUGGUCUGUCUUGAAUGCUGCAGGGAUAGACGCCGGCGUGGCAGGCCGUGCUAGUCAGAGCCGAGCUCCCGAGCUUGCAGAGCGAGACUUCGGGCAGGUCUCCCUCUCCAAGACGGCGCCCUCAGCAGGCGAUCGGCCAGAGGUUGGGCUUGACGAGCACAGCGCCACAGGAGACAUGACGCGACGGGCCGUUCACAAUCCUGUUGGGCCUUCCUUUGCCACGGACUCGCCCACUGCGCUGGAAGGAAGCUUCGCCCAGAGGUCGGCAGAGAGCAUGCUGGAGCCAUCUAGAGCCCUGGCGGGCCUCUAUGCUAACGGAAGCUUGCAGCACACGGUGGUCAUUCCUGCGGUGCAGUACGUGCAGCACUACGCUUGGACGGCACCGUCAGCAGCGGCUCCUGCAAUUCCAGUUGUGUCUGCACCAUCGCUGCCUCUGGCUGGUGCUCCUGCGGCAAACGUGGCACACGCAACUGUUGCAGUGUCCUUGCCGAAGUCGAUUGCGCCAACAGCAGCAGCCCAGGCGCCCCCCCGCUCCCGCCUGAGCCUCAUGGACAUCUUCCCUGGAAGCCUGCAGCGAUUGUUGCUCAACAGCACACAAGUAGUGUGUGCGCCGGCAACUCCCAAUAUGGAGUUCUACGGACAAGGUGCUGCCUAUGUUGGCCAAGGGCGCAUGCAAGCAAUGCCACAGCAGGUCCAAGCGCAGCUCGCUGCCCAGCAACAACCAGCAAACGACGAAGACGUCGCCAGACUCGUGCAGGACCUGCAGAAAGGCGAUGAGCGCGAGACGGCCUUGCUGGAGUUGUCUAAGCGAAGGGAAUCUCUGCAAGAUCUCGCGCCAAUCCUGUGGCAUUCGUUCGGCACAAUCGUGGCGCUGAUACAGGAAAUAGUGCAAAUCUACCCGCAGCUGGCGCAGCCACCCACAUUGACAGCAACAGCAUCCAAUCGCGUCUGCAACUCGCUGGCUUUGUUGCAAUGUGUGGCUUCCCAUCCAGAGACUCGCCCUUUAUUUCUGAAGGCGCAGAUUCCCUUGCUGCUGUACCCUUUCCUGAACACGUCUAGCGCAGAGAGGCCAUUCGAAUACCUUCGGCUGACUUCUCUCGGGGUUAUCGGAGCUCUGGUGAAGGUGGACGAUCAAGAUGUCAUCGUCUUUCUGCUCAACACCGAGAUCAUUCCGCUUUGUCUGAGGAUAAUGGAAAGCGGAAGCGAACUGUCCAAAACAGUUGCGACAUUUAUCGUGCAGAAGCUCCUACUGGAUGAGUCAGCCGC
Molecule: messenger RNA, 6347 nt
Organism: Symbiodinium sp. CCMP2456
Lineage: Eukaryota; Dinophyceae; Suessiales; Symbiodiniaceae
Source: the annotation of a GenBank genome assembly